GCAAAGAGCCAAUGUUGGUCAUGUGGUACAAGGCUUAGCUCGCAGAAGACUCCCAGUUCACAAGUUGUAAUCUUUUUACAGGUUGGAAUCUCGUAAUUACAGGAAUACCGAUAAGGCGUGAAUGCACUUUUAUUCAAACGAUGGGCAGCGGAACGAGCAAAUGAAGCUUUGGAGGACGUGCAUACAGUCAACACAUCGUUUGCUCAAAUCGCCUUUUUCCUUUCUUUUUCUUCACACAAAACGAAAAGGGGAAUUCUGAACAUGAGGAAAGAUUUUAUUAGGUGGACAUGAACUGAAGAGGAGCAGCAUGACAAUCUACAAAAGAAUCUUAUCUGGAAAUCUCUGGAGGUGGUGUUUUUUUACUCUGCUGCCUGUGUUUCUAAUGGCAGAUGAAGUGUCUUUGCAGGAGACUGUUGUAGGUUUUAUUGGAGGCUCUGCUGUUUUACCUUGUUCUUCUAAAGAACCUCCACUUACAAUUCAAGGCAUUGAUGUGCGCUGGAGACACAGCGGCCAGAGUGUGUAUGACAUUAUUAAUGUUAAUGGCUCUGUGGAAGAACAGAAACACGAGUACAAUAAUAGAGCAGAAACCUUCCCUGAGGAGUAUAAGACUGGAAACUUUUCCCUUAAACUCAACAACCUGCAACACACUGAUGCAGGAAAAUACCUGUGCUACAUCAUAUCAGAAGAGUCAGAAGACUGGAUUGUUGAACUUCUGAUUAAAGAGCGUCCAGAAAGACAACUACCCAACGAAGGAACAAAACCAAGACCAGAGAUGCUUGUAAUGAUCAUUUCCAUUCUGUGUAUUGGCAUUAUAUUUUCUUAGGCUUUCUUAGUAGUACUUUGACAGAACUAUGCCAGAGGGUCUUUAUGAGUUUUUUUUGUUGUUGUUGUUGUUGUUUGUUUGUUUUUGUUUUUCAUCGCUCACUUCCCACUUCCUACGACUCAGGAUCAGCUGGACAGGUUCCUAGGAAUGUCUGUAUGGCAUCUGUAGAUAUUACUUUGUUGUUGUCCACACCCUCAUUAAUCUACACAGCUGAUUUAAACCUUCUGUGCAGUCGUGCAAAUACUAGCAUGCACUGAAAAUGUGAAAGCUCUUUCUAUAGAGGACCUAUUGUGAUGGAAGUAGACAUCAGUGAUGAGUUCUAGUGCUUGUGUUACAGAGAACUAUUUUACAAUUUUACUAUUACAAAAUUGUAAUUCAAGUAUUCAAAAGACUGUGAAAUUGUUGUAAUGUAAACCAACCCCAGACUUAAUGUGAUUCACUGUAACAAAGUUCAACUUGUAUAUUUUGUUACAGUUGCUAUGACCCAUU
Labeo rohita (rohu) is the source of this 1312-nucleotide messenger RNA. Its product is annotated as V-set domain-containing T-cell activation inhibitor 1-like. Lineage: Eukaryota; Metazoa; Chordata; Actinopteri; Cypriniformes; Cyprinidae. Bases 308 to 823 code for a protein of 171 amino acids. The transcript has 6 exons. Gene Ontology annotation, cellular component: external side of plasma membrane. Gene Ontology annotation, biological process: cell surface receptor signaling pathway; cellular response to lipopolysaccharide; immune response. The record is from RefSeq and is a predicted model, not a curated record.